AUGGCGCUGGAGAUCAACGAGAAGGAAGUGGCGGCCGCGUCGUCGUUUGAGCUGUGGAAGGAGACGGAGGCGGGGAAGGAGAAGAUCGGGAAGCUGAAGAGCUCGAUUGUGAGUCGAGGCGUGAGCGAAGAGACGGCGGAAAGCAAGGCGGAGGAAACGUAUAAACGGAGGGUUUUGUCGAAGGCCGUGGAGGCGGUGCAGGAGAAGUUUGAGGAAGAGAAGAAGGCUAUUGAGGAGGAAAUAAGGGAGAAGCAGGCUGCUCUGGAGACUAUGGGAAAGUGAGUGUAAUUUGU
Molecule: messenger RNA, 293 nt
Organism: Blastocystis hominis
Lineage: Eukaryota; Bigyra; Opalinata; Blastocystidae
Exons: 1
Coding region: 1-282 (93 amino acids)
Source: RefSeq, a predicted model, not a curated record